CGCAUUUUUGUUUUGGUUCUCGACGUGAACGGACGUGUGUGCUUGUGUGAUGCGGCGCCAGUUGGCAGGUAGCGUAGUUUACCUUUGCCGCUCUACAAAAGUCAAAUAACAAUAAUAAUCGCAACAACAACAACGACGACGACAACUGCAACAAUAACAAUAGGCGCAUUCUUAAUUGUGUUUACCUUUCGAUUGUCAUUCGCCAGUGUUACAUACACAGUCACACACAUAUAUGAACAUACAUUUUAUAACUGUGUAUCGUCGCGUCUCCUCUUUGCCCCCCUCUUCACCCACCUCUUUUUGUUUGUUUGUUUUUGGUUCUUGUUCUCUCGGUUUUCCUUCAAUUGGAAUGUGCUGCGAAAAGAAAGGCAAGAAGAAAAGCCAAGCGCAAAGCAAAGAAAAGCAAGAACGAAUCAAAUCAGAGCAGCGGUAUAAAAAUUUAUAUAAGCACUAAAGCGCACAUAACAUAAUUUACUAUUCACACACACACACGCAGACACUCAAGGCAACUACUUCAAAAAAGCAGUAAUAAAUACAAUUUUACACAUUCACAUUCCAUUUUAAUUCUGUUGUGUGUGAAAAACUUAUAAGAGAAAAAAAUAACAAAAACAACUGCAAAUAACAAAAGUAUCAACAACAACAAAAAUAACAACAACAACACAGCAUAGCAAAGCAGCGAAGUCAACCUCAAAGGAGAAGAAGAAGCAAGAUAAAUACAUAGCAAUUUCGACUAAAUAAAGUUUACCAAACGUCGUCGGUACAACCGGAACACGUUCCGUUCUCCCGUUUCUGUUUCUUCGAUUUUCCGUUUGUUCCGCGCGCUACUCUCUCGCGGGAGAGAGAUUUGCCACUUGUUGCCGGUUGUGGUGGUACUCCCUUUCUAAGUAUUCCAUUUCCCAUUCCAUCGAUAUUGGAUUCGAUUUGACAACUGAUUGAUUUGAUCCACCCACUGCCGGAGAUUUGUGGAACGACGACUCUCAGUGGAAGCAGAAGGACCAGGAACCAGUGGAAGGCAUGCAGUUGAUGGCCAGCGGUUACUCCUCCUGUUACUCCUGCAGCAGCUCCAUUUCCUUCAGUUCCUCCCGUUCCAGUUCCAGUUCCCUGGGUAACAAUCUCUCGCGAUGGAGAGCGAUGGUCAGCAGGAGGUUGGGGGCGGAAUUGCCCCACCGUUAUGUCGCAUCUGCAUCACCACCCACCAUCAGCAACAACAGAACAACAUCACUGCAACAGUCACCACAGCCCUGCCCAUGAUACCCAUCUUCGGCGAGGAUGCGCUUUGGCAGAAGAUUACCACGCUGGCCAACGUCAAGAUCAGCAAAAACGACACCCUACCGCAACAGGUGUGUGUGAGCUGUGCGAAGACGGUCAUUUCGGCCUGCGUUUUCAAAAAGAAGUGCGAGGAGGCGGAUAACUUUUACCGCCAAAAAUUGAGGCUCCAGAAGAUCGAGAGUGCGGAUCCGCUGGAGAACAGCGCCGCCGCCGACCAGACCAAAAGCAGCGGCUGCAGCAGUGGCAGCGGAAGCAGCAGUGCCAGCGGAAGUGGCAGCAGUUCCACCAGCAGCAGUUCCUCCUCCUCCGACGAGGACGAGGACAAUGAUCACGAUCACGAUCACGAUCACGAUCAGGAUAAUGACAAUGAAGUUGAGGCUGGCGAGGCACACAAGCUUCUGCCAAAUGGUCAUGGCCAGUCCAUCAAUGGCCAUCGGGACGAGGACGACGAUGAUGUGGUCCACGAGCAUAUGGAUGACCAUAACGAAACUGGCCAUGACGGGGAGCGAGACGAUGAUCAAGAAGACGACCAUCAUCGAAACGGUCUUGAGUUAAGGGGAACAAAUCCUGAGAAUGAGGAUGAUGUGGAGGAGAUAAAUCCCCUGAACCACCACCACCAUAACCACAACGACGAUGGGGAGAUAACCGUCCAUGGCGUGCACCCCAAGGAGCCGUUCGACUUCAACUCCAUUCGCCUGAUGCAGGAGUACAUGCAGCAUCAGAUGAACAAGUUUCCCAAUGGCUCCGCCACCGGUCCACCGGGUCAGGAUAUGGAGCUCGAUCUCGACCAGCAGCAGCAUCACCACGACGACGAUGAUGACGAUGACGAGGACAUGUCGCUGCCGCUGAUACCCGAAAUCGAGUUGAUCACGCCAGGCGACGAAGCAUCGGCGGAUCUCUCAAAUCCAAAUGAUUUGGUCAACGGAGGAGCCAGCGUUGGCGUGGCUCAGGGAAUGCGGGGACCUGGUUUCCAGUGUCCCCAUUGCUAUCAGAUCUUCGAGAUGAAGCAGAUCCUCAAGGCGCACAUGCAAAGCGUCCAUGGAGCACCGGGGCCGGUGUACGAGUGCAGCAAUUGCCGCAAAACAUAUUUCUACAAACGUUUUCUGGAGAAGCACAUACGGCGUGGUCGGUGCGUGAAGAAGCGUCGCAAUCAAACUCGGCCCAUGCAGUGCUCGGAUUGCCAUGUCCUCUUUCCCACGGGCCACCAUUUGGGCUGGCAUAAGCGCACCGGUUGUCCUUCCAAGGCAGCCAAAAUGCCCCUGCAGCAGCUAUUUAAGCAGAACAUUGUGCAGUUCAACAAUUUCCCCAAGCGGAUCGCUGCCGGAGGAGCACGUAAGCCCACGGCUCCUGAACUGCAUGUGAAUAAUCGCAAACUGGGCCUAGCCAACAAGAGAAAGGGACGCACUCGCAUCAAGUUGGAUGCCAAGAAGAUUGCCCUGGCCAAGCAGUUGAUACUGCGCGAGGCCACCACCACGGUGAUUGCCAACGAGCUAAAUAUCUCACGCACCUUCGCCUGGCGCCUGCGCAAAAGUCUGGUUAAUGGUGUCAGUCUGCAUGAGCGCGUGGUGGAUCCAUCCCAGGAGGAGCAUCACCUCCAACAGCUGCAGCAGCAGCACCAUCAGCAGCUACAGCUGCAGCAGCAGCAUCAGCAGGAGGAGCAACAGCAACAGGCCGCUGCUGUGGCAGCGGCACAAGCGGAACGGGAACGUGAACGUGAACGUGAGCAUCAUCAUCUGAACCUUCCCUAUAGCCACCUUGGCUUGGGUCUAAUCAAAGAGGAGCGGCAGGACAGCGAGGAUGAAGAGCAGCAGCAGCAGCAGCAUCAGCAGCAGCAGCAGCAACGUCAUCACCAUCAUUCACAUCAUCAACUGGGUCUGGUGGAUGAGUGCGGAGCGGAGGAGAUCGGCGCCGAGGAGACGGCUGGCUAUAUGGGGGAUGAGGAUGCCGUUUGUGGAUUGCUCCACAAUGGCUAUGAUCCCGAUCCCGAUUCUGAUCCCAUUGAGCACGAUCCCUUCGAGGGCACCGAGAACAACGACCAUCACUCGAAUGGUGGGCGACCGGGUUCGGUUUCGCCCGCGCCACCGCUACCGCCGCCAUCGCUGGGAAGUUCUGGUGUUCCGGUGCCGGUGCCGGUGCAGGUCCACGCUGCCGCGCGAUCCGAUGUUGAGGUCUAUAAACGUCUGCUGGCCGAAUCGCAGCACUUCCCCCACAUCGUCAACGCCCAGCAGUUGCAGAUGCAGCAGCAGCAUCGCGAGCGGGAGCGGGAGCAGCGGGAACGUGAACGUGAGCAACUGCAGCACCAAAAGGCCCACAACGGCGGAAUGCCGAUGCUGACUCGUUAUCCGCCCGCCGUCAUGCACGCCCUGCCCGUCAACCUGUCCCUGCGCUCAAUGCCCCACAUGAACAGCAACGAGAGCAAUGGCAGCUCCAGCAGCAACACGGCAGGCCCAGUGCCCGUUUCUGGCUCAUCCGCUGCAUCUGCGUCGGCGACGCCCACCGGCAAGAAGCCACGCAAGCCGAACGUAUUCAUCGAUGACGAGAAGUACGCCAUGGCCAAGUUGCUGGUGGCCCAGAACUCCUCCACCAUGGAGAUUGCACGGGCCCUCAACGUUUCCCAAAUGACGGCCUGGAAGGUGCGCGACGCCAUUCUCAAGGGAGUGCCGCUCUCCUACCGCAACAAGCGAUCCGAUGGCAGGCAUUCGGAGGAGUUCACCGCCAAGGAGCAACAGCAGCAGCAACAACAGCAACAGCAACAACAGGAGCAACAGCAACGCCAGCAGGAGAUUCAGCGACAGCAGCAACAUCAGCAACAGCAAAUGGAGCAAAUGGAGCUAAUCAAACAGCAACGCCAGCAACAGGAGUUGCUGCUUCAACAGCAGCAACAGCAGCAGCAACAGCAACAGCAGCUGCGUCAUCACACACCAGCGGACACAUCACACUAUCAGCAACAGCAACAAACGCCACCAAAGUUGCUACAUCCUCGCCGCCGGCUAAAGGCCGCCGAACGCGAACUGCGCGACAAGGAGAUCACGCGCGAAAUACUCGAGCUAAUCAAGGAGGACAGCAACAUACAGUACUGGAAGGUGUCGGCCCGCCUGGCCGAGAAGGGUAUCAAUAUAUCGCCCUCGUCCGUCUGCCAGAAGCUCAAAUCGAUGGGCAUCCACCGGCGCUGGAAGCCGGGCGACAAGCCACCCAUGCUGGCCAUUAGUCAGCUGAAAGCGGCCACGGUGGCGGCCGCAGCAGCGGCAGCUAGCUUGGCCGGCGUCGGCGGUGUUGUCGGUGGCGGUGUUGUCGGUGGCGGUGGCGGUGGCGGCAACGGCAGCGCUGGACUGGCCGGCAACAGUUUUGGCCUGGCCGACGACAGCUACGAACAGCAGCAGUUUGACAUGGGCGGGCCACACUUUCUCAGUGCCUUCACGCGCUAGCCGAUCGACCGGAAGUCGUCCUUCCCAUCUUCACCUAGAGUUAAAUAAUACACGCAUUGGAGUGGAUCAGAAUCGUAGGGCAGCAAGUAAGCUAUCGGGCAAUUCUUAGGCACUUUGACUUUGAACUUGUAGGUCUACGAGUUUUCAACAUAAAAUGCCUAUCAAUUGUCCACAACUAUGAUUUUUCAGUCUAAUGUAUUUUUUUUUUCGAGCCACCCUAAUCCAAAUGCAUAGACCAGCAACAACAACAACAACAACAACAACUUGUAUUUUUUAUAUAGUAUUUGAAAGAGAAAGCGCGCUUGAAAUGUAUUUGUAUUUGUAAUCGAUAUGAGAUAGCAUAUAUGGUAUGUUUCUAUAUUAGAUUUAUAUAUCCAAUAUAUAUAUGCUAAGCAUUCCUAGAAUGUAACACACACACAAAAAAAAAAAAAGAAACGCCCAAAACACUUUCAUUCCAAGCGAGAAAAAUAUUUCCUUUUAUUUCAGCAGCUUCCUUUUCCUCUUCCUCCAUCCACACGCCAACGCACACACACACACACACAUACAAAUACACUACACCAACACACACUUAGCGGAUUAUUUUGAAUAAUUUAAUUAUCAUAUUUAUUGAUCGCAUGUCCUUGUGUGUGUGUGCUUUUUAGCUGAGAAAUGUAUUUAAAGAUUUUCAUCAUAUUUUAUUUAUUUAUUUUACUCACGCACACACACACAUAAGCAAUUAUUCAGUACUGAACUUUAAUUUAGUUAAAUUAAUGCAUCAAACGAUAAAAUAACAAUCAGAACAAAGCAAA
This is a messenger RNA of Drosophila elegans, 5482 nucleotides long. Its product is annotated as mediator of RNA polymerase II transcription subunit 15. The transcript has 8 exons. Bases 1122 to 4694 code for a protein of 1190 amino acids. The record is from RefSeq and is a predicted model, not a curated record. Gene Ontology annotation, cellular component: nucleus. Gene Ontology annotation, molecular function: zinc ion binding. NCBI's taxonomy places the organism in Eukaryota, Metazoa, Arthropoda, Insecta, Diptera, Drosophilidae.